AUGGCUUCCACCGUCUUCGCCACGGAGGCUACUCCCGCCGCCGUUGAGUCUAUCCAAACGAACUUCCCCGGUUCCGUGGAGGAGACUGGCUACAUCGCAACCGUCGCCGAAAAGCUCAAGGAGCACGGGUUCACCAAGGACAACAGCAUCGCGCUCGUGAGCACGUGCCGUGACGAGGCAUCGCGUCUGCUCGACGCCACCAUUGACAAGCACUUCGGCCUCACCUUCGCGCACAACGGCCUCGCAAGAGUGCCGCCCGGUGGCGCGCUUGCGAUCAAGGCCGGCGCGUCUCACAGCCCGCAGGACGAGAGUGGCAAGGAGCGAUAUGUCUUUUUCGAUCUGACCCACAUCGGUGUCGACGAGACCGGCGCUAUCGGUAAGAUGCGCCGCGAAGGCCGCUCCGCGGCUUCCGGCGCGUGCGGCGCGCUUCUCGCGCUGACCGCGCAGUUCAGCGCGAGCAAGGACCUCCCGGAGGCGUCGGAGGACGAUCUCGAGGUGCACAACCUGACGAAGAAGCUCCUCGCCGUGAACCCCGAGCCGAACAUCGUGGCGGUUACCAAGGCGGCCGUGGAUGUCAUCAACAGCACGCUGGAGCACCUGAUCAGCCUGGAGAACACCGUCGAGUACAUCACCCCGUCGCUCGCCUAUGUGGUUGUUGACGGAGUGAAGAAGGAACUGUCCCUGUAA
Messenger RNA from Closterium sp. NIES-65, 687 nucleotides. NCBI's taxonomy places the organism in Eukaryota, Viridiplantae, Streptophyta, Zygnematophyceae, Desmidiales, Closteriaceae. The record is from the annotation of a GenBank genome assembly.